AUGUGCAUCCCAAAGAAGACAAACCAUACCAUAAAAGUGGUGAAGAAUGAUAGAGGGGAAUGUGCCAGGGAACAUGAAAGCAUAUGCUCACUCUUCCAAAGCUUCUACCAGGACCUCUUCCAAUCUUCUCACCCGAAAGGCAUUGAAGAGGCACUUCAAGAUAUGGAGCCAAUGGUGACACUAGAGAUGAACAGAAAUUUUCUAGUGGAAUGCACUUUUGAGGAAGUUAAAAGUGCUGUGUUUGAGAUGCAACCCCUGAGCUCCCCAUGCCCAGAUGGAUUCUCUGUUGGAUUCUAUCAAGACAACUGGACUAUAGUAGGAGACAAGGUGUUCUCAGCAGUGAAGGAUUUUUUCUCAACCAGGUCAGGAAUAGGAGAGGUAAAUGAUACUUACAUUGUUUUAAUUCCCAAGAAGAAGUGUCCUGAUUUAGUUAUUGAGUACAGGAUGAGAAGCAAGAAAGAAGGGUAUAUGGCCUUGAAACUGGACAUGAGCAAGGCCUAUGACAAAAUAGAGUGGCCCUUCUUGGAAGCUGCCUUGAGAAAGAUGGGAUUUGCAGAAGCAUGGACUAAGCUUAUCAUGGAGUGUGCUGAAGAGAAAGGACUAGUAACUGGAUUUCCCUUUGCCAGGGGCUCUCUAUUGCAAGAACAUCAGUGCAUUCAGAAAGAAACCAUCCUAACUGCAGCUCAAGUGAAGGAAGCAAAGGCUUUUGAGAAAUACUUAGGCCUUCCCUCAUAUGUGGGGAGGCAUAAACUAGCAGCCUUCAGGCCCAUAUUGGACUCUAUUAGAAACAGGAUCCAGAACUGGAAGGUGAAAUUCAUAUCCCAGGUAGGUAAAGAAGUUCUCCUAAAAUCUAUUGUCCAAGCCAUCCCAACUUACUGCAUGAGCAUCUUUAAGCUUCCAAAGGUCAUUUUAAAGACCAUCAACAAGCUAAUGCAACACUUCUGGUGGGGAAGUAGAGAAGACAAAGUCAAAACCCAAUGGAUUCCUUGGAAGAAGCUUGGACAGACAAAAAGUGUAAGGGGGCUGGGGUAUAGGGACUUUAAUCAUUUCAAUAUAGCUCUCCUAGCAAAGCAGGGAUGGAGACUCAUACAACAACCCCACUCCCUUGCAGCCAGAGUUCUAAAAGCAAAGUACUUCUCAAGAACAGACUUCAUGAGUGGCAAGUUGGGCAGCAAUGCCUCAUACCUAUGGAAGAGUUUUAUGGAGGCUAAACAAGUCUUGGAAGAAGGCCUAUUCUGGAGAAUAGGAAAUGGAGACUCAAUAUACAUAGGGAGAGACAAGUGGAUACACCAACCCACUUCAUAUCGGGUUCAGUCCCCUUUAAGUGAUAGGCACUCAAGAUGGCAAGUGAGUGAACUGAUUGAUAAGCAAGAGAAGACAUGGAUCAGGUCCAUAUUGAGGGAGGUCUUCUUAGAGAGAGAAGCUACUGUCAUUAGCAAGAUUCCCAUAAGCCUGAGCAGGAGCCCAGAUCAACUAAUCUAG
This is a messenger RNA of Carya illinoinensis, 1482 nucleotides long. RefSeq lists its product as uncharacterized. Bases 1 to 1482 code for a protein of 493 amino acids. The record is from RefSeq and is a predicted model, not a curated record. NCBI's taxonomy places the organism in Eukaryota, Viridiplantae, Streptophyta, Magnoliopsida, Fagales, Juglandaceae. The transcript is spliced from 4 exons.